UUGUGUAAUUUAAAAGUAGCAGUACAUUCAAAAAAUUCAGUGAUGGGUGUGGAGGCACAAGAAAACAAAGGAAGAAGAAGGCGACAACAUAGAAGGGACAGAGUGUGAGAGAGACCCGCAUCUGAUCCGUCCGCCCAAACCAAUCCCUGUUUCCAACGCCAUUCUUCAUUCUUCAUUUCUCAAGUUCUCGCAAUCCGCCACACCCCUUUCUGUCAACCUCUCUGCAGCAAGUAUCUUCCCUGUGCCUGAAUCUGCUUAAAUCUAUUUCCCCAAUCCGCUUCCUCUCCCUGUUGAAAGCGGAAAGGGAUGGAAAAUGGAGGGGGGAGUUUAGAGAGUAAAUUGGCAGGUCUGCGCAUGCAGGAUCCGGGAAACAUCAGAGGGAACAAUAACGAUGGGCUAUUCCAGGUCAAAAAAGCUGUAGAGGCAGCUGAAACUACUAUUAAGCUUCAGGUUGAAGAGAAUAAUCAACUUAGACUUGAGCUUCAAAAAAAGAUCCAGGAGCUUGAAAAAUAUAAAUCAGGUGGGCUGAAAAGUGAGAAUUCUCAUUCAGCCGAACAAUGGGAUGACUAUCAUCACCAGCCACAUGGAACUCUUAUGUCAAACUCACAUUUUGGAAAUCAAAGUGAUUGGCCCAACAAUACCCCAAGGCACACUCUUUCUAAUAAUCUUGUCCAAAAUGAUACAUGCACUAGUCUACAAGCACAGGGAGAAAGCAGCAGAGAGCCUCCCAAUUUCAAUGGCACACUUAGAAUGCUUUCUGGUGGUCAGACAUCUCCCGAUCCUUCAGGAUUUUCUCAGUUGUCAUCACCUUCUGCGUCACCAUUUUCUCCUAGCAG
This is a messenger RNA of Cuscuta epithymum, 836 nucleotides long. NCBI's taxonomy places the organism in Eukaryota, Viridiplantae, Streptophyta, Magnoliopsida, Solanales, Convolvulaceae. The record is from the annotation of a GenBank genome assembly.